GGCAGUAGGAUUCUGUGGGAUCUGGCUUUUGUGCCCAGCCCCUUCCACAUCCAACUGUGGAGCUCUGAUGGAUGAGAGGCAGCUGAGAAAAGAUGGAUUUGGAGGAUUGAUUUAAUGAUGUAAUUGACUAGGAAGCAUCUCCUGCCAAGCUGGCUGGGACUGGGAAUGUUCUCCUGAACCAACUGAGCUUCAUCCCAACUGCAGCUUGCAAAUGCUCCUGGCACAGCAAAGCCUGUGACCGUCCUUGGAUUCUCCGCCUUAGUGCUCCCGAGAAAUUGUGGAUGACGGAGUCAUGGGGAUGUCAAAAGCCAUUGGGAUGAAGAGCAGCAGCAGGAAGCGAAAGAAUGAGUUGGAAAAGGGGCAGGACAAGCCAAAGGCUCUCCCAGCGAAGAAGAAGAAGCUGGAACGCGCAGUGAAGCCUUCCAUGGUAAAAGGGAAGAAGAAGAAGCCACCAAAAGUCAAGGAAAAGCCCCUGCAGGAGAACAUCAUCAGCAGCUCCCUGAAGCAGGAGGCAGCAGAUGGGAAAGGCCUUGGCUCGAGCCUCUGGAAUGGGAUCCAAGCGGAGGAGGGAGCUGCAGCCGGGUUGGAGGAGACCAAAGCAAACUCCCCUCAAGUGCCACUAGUGGGGCUGGAAGGCUCUUCCAGGUCCCAGGACGAAUCCCGGAAUACGGGACCUGCAGUGGGAGAGCAGCUCCUGGAGACCCAGAACGGAAUUGGGGUCCCAAGUGAAGGUGUGGCUGGUGGGGUUGCAUCCCCCUCUGGAGAUCCUUUGGAGAGGGAUGUGGGGCUCACAGCUGUGGGGGAGAGUGAGGAGAAGGAGCUGGAUCCCCCUAUCCCACAGCAGGAAGAGCAUUCCCAAGCCCUGAAAAGAAAAAGAGGGAAGAAACAAGAGGAAUGUAAUCAGGGAAAGGGAAGGAAGAAACAAGAGGAGAGUAAGCAGGGAAAGGGAAGGAAGGAAAAGGAGGAAAAUGAGCAGGGACAGGGAUUGAGGAGAAAUAGAGGGAAGGAAAAGGAGGAAAAUGAUCAGGGACAGGGAUUGAGGGGAAAUAGAGGGAAGGAAAAGGAGGAAAAUGAGCAGGGACAGGGAUUGAGGGGAAAUAGAGGGAAGGAAAAGGAGGAAAAUGAGCAGGGACAGGGAUUGAGGGGAAAUAGAGGGAAGGAAAAGGAGGAAAAUGAGCAGGGACAGGGAUUAAAGAGAAAAAGAGGGAAGAAAAAGGAGGAAAAUGAUCAGGGACAGGGAUUGAGGAGAAAUAGAGGGAAGGAGAAGGAGGAAAAUGAUCAGGGACAGGGAUUGAGGAGAAACAGAGGGAAGGAAAAGGAGGAAAAUGAGCAGGGACAGGGAUUGAGGGGAAAUAGAGGGAAGGAAAAGGAGGAAAAUGAGCAGGGACAGGGAUUAAAGAGAAAAAGAGGGAAGAAAAAGGAGGAAAAUGAGCAGGGACAGGGAUUGAGGAGAAAAAGAGGGAAGGAAAAGGAGGAAAAUGAGCAGGGACAGGGAUUAAAGAGUAAAAGAGGGAAGGAAAAGGAGGAAAAUGAGCAGGGACAGGGAUUGAGGAGAAACAGAGGGAAGGAAAAGGAGGAAAAUGAGCAGGGACAGGGAUUGAGGAGAAACAGAGGGCAGGAAAAGGAGGAAAAUGAGCAGGGACAGGGAUUAAAGAGAAAAAGAGGGAAGAAAAAGGAGGAAAAUGAUCAGGGACAGGGAUUGAGGGGAAAUAGAGGGAAGGAAAAGGAGGAAAAUGAGCAGGGACAGGGAUUGAGGAGAAAAAGAGGGAGGAAAGAUAAAUUCGAGGAUUUGAUGGAUGGCAUUGAGAAAGAGGGGGAUGAGGGCAGGAAUUGGGAAGGGGAACAGGGAAGAGCCAAAAGACCGAGAAGCAACAGCAGGCAGGGAUGGGAUGAUGGGGGAAAAAAGCAGGAGAAGGGGAAAGCAAAGAAGCCCAGGAAGAGGAAAGUGAAGGGUUUGGAAAAGGUGGGGAAGAGGAAAAUAAAGAAGGAAAAAUUGCUGGGAGAGGAGCUGGAGAUGGGGAAAGAUGAGGAGGGAGAGAAAGGAGUGGGAAGUGAAGAGGAGAGGGUGGGAAAGGGAAGUGGAUAUGGAAAAGGGAUAAAGGAGGAGGAAGGAUUGGGAGAGACUGGGAGUGCAGGGGAGGGGCAGGAGGUGAAGAAGGAGGGGGAUGAAAGGAAGGAAGAUGUUCCAGGGAAAGAGAAGCGGAAAAACAAGGAAAAGCCAGAGGUGGAAAAAAAAGAGACAGAGAAGAAUAAUGAAGAAGAAGAAACCCCAGGGAAAAGUGGGGAAGCAAAAUCUAAAGAAGGAGAGGAGAAGAAAAAGGAAGAAAAGUGUAAUAAAAAGACUAAAAAACCGAAGAAGGAAGAAAAGCACAAUAAAAAGACUGAGAAACAGAAGGAGGAAGAAAAAGAGGCAGAAAACAAAUGGAAAUGGUGGGAGGAGGAGAAGAAGGAGGAUGGAGUCAAAUGGAUGCAGCUGGAGCACCGGGGGCCCUACUUUGCGCCCCUCUACGAGCCCCUGCCCGAGGACGUGCGGUUUUAUUACGAUGGAAAACCCUUGAAGCUGAGCCUGGCCACGGAGGAAAUUGCCACGUUUUAUGCCAAAAUGUUGGAUCAUGAGUACACCACCAAGGAGCUCUUCCAGAACAAUUUUUUCCACGACUGGAGGAAGGAAAUGAGCUCAGAGGAGCAAGAGAUAAUCAAGGACCUGGACAAAUGUGACUUCAGGGAGAUCCACAAAUAUUUUGUGGACAAAAACGAGGCCCGGAAAGCGCUUUCCAAGGAGGAGAAGCAGAAGCUGAAGGAGGAGGCGGAUAAGAUCCAGGAGGAAUAUGGAUACUGCAUCCUGGACGGGCACCGGGAGAAGAUUGGCAACUUCAAAACUGAACCUCCGGGGCUCUUCCGUGGCCGUGGGGAGCACCCCAAAAUGGGGAUGCUGAAGAGGAGGAUCAUGCCAGAAGAUGUCACCAUCAACUGCAGCAGGGAUUCCAAGAUUCCCGAGCCCCCAGAAGGUCACAAGUGGAAGGAGGUGCGCUGUGACAACACGGUCACCUGGCUGGCCUCAUGGACAGAGAACAUCCAGAACACCUUGAAGUACAUCAUGCUGAAUCCCAGCUCCAAGCUGAAGGGGGAGAAGGACUGGCAGAAAUACGAGGUGGCUCGGCGCCUAAAGGGUGUUGUCCACACGAUCCGGGCUCAGUACAGAAAAGACUGGAAAUCCAAGGAGAUGAAGAAGCGGCAAAGAGCGGUGGCCCUCUACUUCAUUGAUAAGCUGGCCCUGCGAGCUGGGAACGAGAAGGAGGAAGGGGAGACUGCGGACACGGUCGGCUGCUGCUCCCUGCGCGUGGAGCACAUCCAGCUGCACCCCCAGCUGGACGGGCAGGAGCACGUGGUGGAGUUCGACUUCCUCGGGAAAGACUCCAUCCGUUACUACAACAAAGUGUCCGUGGAGAAGCCGGUGUUCAAGAACCUGAAGCUGUUCAUGAAGAACAAGGACCCCAGCGAUGACCUCUUUGACCAGCUCACGACAACCUUCCUGAACAAACACCUCCAGCACCUCAUGGAUGGUUUGACGGCCAAAGUCUUCAGGACCUACAACGCUUCCAUCACCCUGCAGGAGCAGCUCAAGGCCCUCACCAACCCUGAAGACAACGUUGCGGGAAAGCUCCUGUCCUACAACCGAGCCAACCGAGCCGUGGCCAUCCUGUGCAAUCACCAGAGGUCUGUUCCAAAGACCUUUGCCAGGUCCAUGGAAGUCCUCCAGGAAAAGAUCGACGCCAAGAAAAAACAAGUGGAGGAAGCCCAGGAAGAAGUGAAAAAAGCUGAAGAUGAGUUUAAAGAAACAAAAGAUGCCAAAGCAGAAGCCAAUGUGGGGAAGAAGAAGCAGCUGUUGAAGAGGCUGGAGGAGCAGCUGGCCAAGCUGAACGUCCAGGCCACGGACAAGGAGGAGAACAAGCAAAUAGCUCUGGGCACAUCCAAGCUGAAUUACCUGGAUCCCAGGAUUAGCGUGGCUUGGUGCAAGAAAUUCGGGAUUCCCAUCGAGAAGAUCUACAACAAGACCCAGAGGGAGAAGUUUGCCUGGGCCAUCGACAUGGCUGGCGAGGACUUUGAAUUCUGAGCCGGUGCCUUCCACGUUAAACCCCAAAUCCUGCUCAUUUGGUGCUGUUGGGAAAAGCUUUUUUUCUCUUUAAUUUGCUGCUGCUGCGGGCUGUGUGAGUUCAGUGCCUUUUUUUUUUUUGUGUGGGAAAGCAAACACCUGGAUUUCCAGUUGAAACAGGUAUUGCUGUUUGGGAUUUGGGACUUUAGGAACUCUUAAUUCCUCUUCUGAGUCCCCAGGUACUUGGGAUUUUUUUUUUUUUUUUUUUUUUUUCUUCCUUCUUCUGGAGUCUUGGAAGGAGAUUAAAUAAGAGCCUUAAUUGUGCUGAUCAACACGAUCAGGUCUAAUCCUGUCUCCUUGGGGUAGAGGAGCUGUGCUGCCCUUUGCAGACUGAACGGGAUGGAUGGGGAAACACAAGGUGAUGACAGCAGGAAAACAAGGAACUGUGAUAGGAAAUUGGGUUAGGGGUGCCCUGGGGGGACAGGAAAAAUCUCAGGAUUUUACAUUUCAGGGGACUUCGUGCACUUUCACCUCCAGGAGAGGAGAAAGUUGUGCAAUUGCAGGGAUAUUAAAUGGAAAAAAAAAAAAAGUGGGAAGGAACUUGUCAUGCCAGGAGAAGGCAGAAGGGAAGAUGUUGGACUCAAAAUCAGUUUCACAUUGUGGGGGGUUAAAAUUAACAUUGCCCUCUCCCAGACAAAAAUGUAACCACAUGGGGAUGCUUAAAAUACACUUUUUUCAUGGCCAUCUCACUUGAGGCCAUGUUUAUUUCUUUAUUUUCUUCACUUGGCUCCGGCUCAGCUCCUGUAUCCAAGCAGGAGCUGAACUGUCCAGAGGUUUAGGAAAUGGGGAAUUUCCUAGGAGCUAGGAUAAUGCUGGCCCAGGCUCUGUGGGAUUUGUGAUGGGGAGUGAGACCAACAUUCCUGGAGCUGCUCCUGUGUUGGGACGACACCUUUGGCAUCAUCCUUCCCACUCCAGCUGGGAAUGGAGCAGGCAGGGUUCAACAUCAUGAACUGGUUGCAUUUGCUGCUCAACUGGCUGCUUCCCACAUCCCCAAAAAAGGCAGCAUCAACACAUUCCUGACAGAAUUCCCACAUCCCAGUGAGUCCCAGGUGUGAGCAAACUGUUGCACUGGCAGCAAAACCUUCUGGCACCUCAGGGCUGAUGUCCAGGGCUCUGUAUUCCAAAGCUCCUGGUGCUUCCCGUGUGUUUAUUUCCACUCAUUCUUGUGUUGAAAUUGUUGCUGUUUUGGUUGGAAAUGGAGGUCUUG
Messenger RNA from Hirundo rustica (Barn swallow), 5360 nucleotides. RefSeq names its product DNA topoisomerase I mitochondrial (gene TOP1MT). Gene Ontology annotation, biological process: DNA topological change; DNA replication. The transcript has 22 exons. NCBI's taxonomy places the organism in Eukaryota, Metazoa, Chordata, Aves, Passeriformes, Hirundinidae. Gene Ontology annotation, molecular function: DNA topoisomerase type I (single strand cut, ATP-independent) activity; DNA binding. Bases 293 to 4114 code for a protein of 1273 amino acids. Gene Ontology annotation, cellular component: chromosome; mitochondrial nucleoid. The record is from RefSeq and is a predicted model, not a curated record.